This is a messenger RNA of Moesziomyces antarcticus, 1179 nucleotides long. RefSeq names its product retinol dehydrogenase 12 protein. The record is from RefSeq and is a predicted model, not a curated record. The transcript has a single exon. NCBI's taxonomy places the organism in Eukaryota, Fungi, Basidiomycota, Ustilaginomycetes, Ustilaginales, Ustilaginaceae. The coding region runs from base 1 to 1179 and encodes 392 amino acids.
AUGGCAUCGCUCCCAUCCGUUUUUGACACGCGCUGUGAUGGCCCUGGCCUGCUGCCGGCCACAAAGCAGUGGUCGGCGCGCUACAACACUUUGCGCAAGUAUGGCAGCGAUAUCCACCGUACGCUCGAAUUCCCGGACCCCAAGAGCGCCGACUACGACGCCACGGGCAAGACGGUGAUCAUCUCGGGCAGCAACUCGGGCAUUGGCAAGCAGGCUGCUCUGUACUUUGCCCAGGCGGGCGCAACGGUGAUCAUGGCGUGUCGACUCACCGCCACGCACGAGCAGAACCCGGAGGAGGCACGCAAGGAGAUCGUCAAGACCGCCGGCGUAGACGAUUCCAAGGUCGAGCUGUGGGAGAUCGACUGCUCUUCGCUCGCCAACAUCGAGCGCUUCGGACAAAAGUGGCGUGCGUCGGGACGCACCUGUGACAUCCUCGUCAACAACGCUGGCCUGUCCGCCGGCCAACGACGCAUCACAGACGAGGGAUUCGAGUUGACGCAUGUGAUCAACUUUCUCUCGCACUGCCUGCUCACAUUCUUCAUCCUGCCGACCAUGAAGAACGCCAGCGCCCCACGCAUCAUCAACACAUGCUCCAUCUUCCACAACGGCGGCGUGCUCGACUUUGCCGACAUGGACAACGAGAAGAACACGCCGGUGGGGCCCGGAUGCGUGCAGCUGUACUGCAACUCGAAGCUCUGGUUCCUCAUGUGGACCGUCGAGCUUCAGCAGCGUCUCUCGCGCUCCGAGGACUAUCGACACGUCAUCUGCCACGGCAUCCACCCGGGCUUUGUUGGCAGCAACAUCUGGCACAACCCCGACACCAAGGUGCCCUAUGCACUCAGGUUCGUCAUCCAGCGCGCCAUCAACUGGCUCGCCAUCGACCCCAAGCAGGGCUCCUAUGCCAUCAUCCACGCCGCUCUCAGCCCGUCGCUCGGCCUCCCCGCCGCACUCACCACGAGCAAGACCAAACCCGCCGUGGGCGAGUCGGCGCUCUUUGGCGGCAAGUUUGUCAACCGCGACAUUGUCGAUAUCCGUCGUCCCGAGGUGGACGACCCGCUCGCACGAUCCCGCCUCUGGCAGCGCGUCCUCGAGGAUGUCCAGGCCGCCAAGCGCGGUGUAGCCAAGGACCUUCCCGACCACCCUGACAGCAUCAAGGCCGUCGGCAAGUCGACAAAGUAG